This is a messenger RNA of Lactuca sativa (garden lettuce), 2947 nucleotides long. NCBI's taxonomy places the organism in Eukaryota, Viridiplantae, Streptophyta, Magnoliopsida, Asterales, Asteraceae. The record is from RefSeq and is a predicted model, not a curated record.
AAGCUUUGAAGACACAUUUGAUGCGUAUGAUGAUAAAAUCAACGCAGAGACAGAUCUUGAAAAGAAGAAAAAAUUGUUGGAGAAGGUGGGGGCAUGGAAGGAUUCUCUUAGAAAAAGCUGCAACUUUAACAGGAAUGGUAUGAGAGUCCAAAUUCAUAAUCGACAUUGUGAAUAUUAUAAGAAAGAAGCUGGAAUACAAGGCCCUAUACAUUGAGGAGAAAGUAGUGGGAAUAAAGGAUGACGUUGAUGCGAUCGAAUCAUGGUUACAAGAUCCUUCACCUGAUGCAGUAGUCCUUCUCAUUGCAGGGAUGGGGGGCAUUGGGAAAACAACCAUAGCCAAAUGCAUAUUUAACACAAACUCUAGUUUCUAUGAGGACAAUUGUUUUCUUGCGGAUAUUAAUAAGAUGGUGUCGAAUCAAGAUAAGGAAAUGUGUCGCUUGCAGAGUCAGCUUCUUUCCACAAUUUUAAAGAAUGAUAAGGAAGAAACUAUAUGGAAUGUUCAUGAAGGAACCGACAAGGUUACGAAAGUCAUAUCCAACAAAAAGGUACUUGUUAUCCUUGAUUAUGUUGCAACAAGGAAACAGUUGGAUGCAUUACUAGGACCGAAAAGGUUUUAUCCUGGAAGUAAAGUGAUCAUAACAACCAGGCACAAGGACUUGUUAACUGCAUUCUCAGUUCAUCCUCAGGUCCACCCUGUUGGAACAUUAUCAGCGGAUGACGCUAUUGAGCUCUUUUGUUUGUAUUCCUUUCAUCAACAUCAACCCGUUGAACCCUACAUUAGCCAAUCACAAGUAUUUGUUCACCAUUGCAAGCGCCUUCCUUUGGCUCUUAAAGUAUUGGGGUCGUCCUUAUGUGGUAAGACAAUUGAUGAAUGGGAAGAUACAAUGCGCCAGGUGGCAGCCAAUCCUGAUCCUGUAGAGAUUCAGGAAGUUCUAGAAAUAAGUUAUACAAAUUUGAAAUGUGACAUGGAUAAGUCGAUAUUCUUGCAUAUUGCUUGUUUCCUUGAGGGUGAGGAAAAAGACUACAUUAUAAAAUUACUGGCCCAAUGUGAUCUAUACACUGUUGUUGGGAUCAGGAAUCUGAUGUACAGAUGUCUAGUGUAUGUUGAAGAUGGGAGAGUGAUGAUGCAUCAAUUAAUCAAGGAGAUGGGACGAGAAGUUGUUCGCAAGGAAUCACCAAAGGAGCCUGGGAAAAGAAGUAGAUUGUGGCACCAUCAGGAUUGUAUUGAUGUGUUGCAAGACCAAUCCGGUACAGGAAAAGUUGAAGGACUCAGGAUUGAUCUGCAAAAGACCGAGGAAGCUGAUUCAACUUCAGCUAUAACUAUAAAUAAUCCAAGGAAACAUAGCUUAGAAGGCAAAAGAAUGCAUGGAAAUGAUGCAAAUUUCGAAAUUGGUGCGCUGGAAAAGAUGAAGAACUUAAUGUUACUUCAACUAAACUAUGUAAUGUUUUCUGGGACAUGCAGGAGGACGUUGCCCAGAAAGCUACGAUUGUUGAGGUGGCAUGGAUGUCCUCUAGAAGCUAUACCAAGUGAAAGCUGUUUGAAGAAGUUGGUGGUUCUUGACAUGAGUCACAGCAAACUAAAACGUGUUUGGGAUGACUUAGAGUUCUUGGACAGGUUCAAAGCUUGGAUUUGGUACUAUCAUUGUCUGCUUUGGUGGAAAUGAAUAUCUCGUAUUGCAAUCUCUCUGACACUUUUUUCCCAAAUGACUGGAGUAGUCUGGUUUUACUGGAGAGGUUGAAUAUAAGUGUUCUAGGUCUGCCGAGAGCAAUAACUCCUUGGAAAAAGUACAGCUUCCAGAUAGUCAGACCCCAAUGAACUACAGGAACUGCACAAAGUUGUGUGAGAUCGAGAGUCGUUGGAAGGUUCGAUCAAUAGACAAAGUUGAUAGGAAAAUCAUAUGCUUUCUGGGCUUAGAAGUAAAUGCAAAAUCGGGUGAAGGAAUGGAGUUGGGUCUUCAGGUUUUACAUGAGUUUGGUAUAUUCAGCACAUAUGUUUCUGGAAAAGGAAUCCUUUCCGACUUUAUGUAUAAAGAAAGGGGCCCACAAAUUUCAUUCCAAGUUUCUUCGCAUAAUGAUAGAUCGAGAAUACGUGGCUUCAAUAUGUGUGUUGUGCUUUUUCCAUCAAGGAAAUAUGAAAAUUUUAUUUUGUGGAUAAAUGUACAUAACAUUACCAAGGAUUGUUUGUGGGAUUACUGGAGAGGUCUUCAGAAAAUCCCUAAGAAUGUGGAAAAUUAUGCAUGGUUGAGCCUGUGGAGGUGUGGUAAUCUAUUGGAGGCUGAAGAUCAAAUUCUCAUAAACAUCUAUGAUCUGGAAGCACACACUAGGAAUUGGAAAAUAGGGGGUGAACAUCUUCAUCCAGAUGUAGAGGAAUGUGUUAUAAACCUUAUAUAUGAAGAUGAUGAGGAACAACACACUACUAGAAAAAGAAUACAAGUCUUCAUUCAUCAUCAAAGAGCUCUCGACCAUAUAAUCAGUUUCAAACUGAUACAACAAAAAUAAAGAAAGCAUCAUAUGUGGGACCCGGAUUGUGAGGGGGUAAUGUGAAAAGUAGUGAAGAAAUGGUACCUGCAUUACAAUAUAUGGGUACAUUGUUUGACCUUUACAGAUAGGAGGGUCCAGAGUGACAACCACAAACGUGUGAGGUUGGUUAAACUGCAUCAGCAAACAGGGUAAUAUAGUCAUUUUAUUUUGUAAGUGAGUAAAACCAAUGACAAAAAUAUAUCAGGACUUAAAACAACUCUUUGCCAUGUGUAAAGGAGAACAACCGAGAACCUUAGGCAAGACAAAAACAUCGACUAGGCUGUUGUAUUGAAUUUUGAAAUCAGUGGCUUGCCCUUCAAGCCUUAAAAAGGAAAGGUAAAGUUCAACAUUGUAUCGACUGACCCCUGUAAUACAAAGAUACUCCCAUUAUAAUGCUUGAUAAAUAAGAUAAAAACCAAUUAUGACA